This is a messenger RNA of Penicillium diatomitis, 861 nucleotides long. Its product is annotated as putative short chain dehydrogenase. Gene Ontology annotation, cellular component: intracellular anatomical structure. Gene Ontology annotation, molecular function: oxidoreductase activity, acting on NAD(P)H, oxygen as acceptor. NCBI's taxonomy places the organism in Eukaryota, Fungi, Ascomycota, Eurotiomycetes, Eurotiales, Aspergillaceae. The record is from RefSeq and is a predicted model, not a curated record. The transcript is spliced from 3 exons. The coding region runs from base 1 to 861 and encodes 286 amino acids.
AUGCCUCCCGCCGCCAACGUGACCGAAGCACCGUCAGCUCCGAAUUCCUCGGAGCCUGUCUUGCUGGGCCAAAGAGCUCGCAUGCCCGAGUUCAGUCUUGCUGGCAAAGUGGUUUGCGUCUCUGGUGCUGGUCGAGGACUCGGCCUGACUCAGGCAGAGGCUCUAUUGGAGGCUGGAGCCAAGGUCUAUGCCCUUGACCGUCUCGAGGAACCGGCAGCGGAAUUUGCCCAAAUCCAAAAACGAGCGAAAGAGCUCGGGACAGAGUUACACUACCGUCGUAUCGAUGUGCGCGACACAGAUUUGCUGAACAGCACCAUUGAGGCCAUCGGUGACACCGAGGGCCGUCUCGACGGCCUUAUCGCAGCUGCGGGAAUCCAGCAAGAGACCCCGGCCUUGGAGUACUCCUCCAAAGACUGCAAUACCAUGUUGGAAGUCAAUGUCACGGGUGUCUUCAUGACUUCUCAAGCCGUUGCUAAACAGAUGGUUCGGUUCGGCAACGGAGGCAGUAUUGCCAUGAUUGCUAGCAUGAGUGGGACAAUCGCAAACCGGGGGUUGAUCUGUCCUGCCUAUAACGCCAGCAAAGCCGCCGUUAUUCAGCUCGCUCGCAACUUGGCUGCCGAAUGGGGCCAAUACAAUAUCCGCGUCAACACCAUCUCGCCGGGUUACAUCGUGACUCAGAUGGUCGAGAAUCUUUUCCAGCAGUUCCCGGAGCGUCGAGAGCAGUGGCCCAAAGAGAACAUGCUAGGUCGACUGUCACGUCCCGAAGAGUAUCGUGGCGCUGCUAUCUUUCUGCUGAGUGAUGCUAGCAGCUUCAUGACCGGAAGUGAUCUUCGCAUGGAUGGUGGUCAUGCCGCAUGGUAG